AUGGCCUUGUUGUCGCUGUACUUCAGUGUUCACCGUCAGCCUCACAUCCACAAACAGCCUCGUCAGUGUCUCUUCAGCGGCGGAUCCUGGACUGAACCCAGAUCUCCUGCUCCUAUGGUCUGCCGCCAUCGCACUGUCGUUCACUGCUUCAUAAGACUGAGGAUCUGCCACUGUGAGGGAGAUGACGACAGCCCCCUCAUCACCCCGUGUCACUGCACUGGGAGCCUGCGGUUUGUGCAUCAGAGCUGUCUGCAGCAGUGGAUCAAAAGCUCCGACACACGCUGCUGCGAACUCUGCAAGUACGAGUUCAUCAUGGAGACCAAGCUCAAGCCGCUGCGCAAGUGGGAGAAGCUGCAGAUGACGGCGAGCGAGCGGAGGAAGAUCAUGUGUUCCGUCACUUUCCACGUCAUCGCCAUCACCUGCGUUGUGUGGUCGCUGUACGUCCUCAUUGACCGCACGGCCGAGGAAAUCAAGCAAGCCGGAAGAAUCCCAGGGAUCCUGGAGUGGCCGUUCUGGACCAAGCUGGUGGUGGUGGCCAUAGGCUUCACUGGGGGCCUGGUCUUCAUGUACGUCCAGUGCAAGGUCUACAUCCAUCUAUGGAGGAGGCUGAAAGCGUACAACCGCGUCAUCUACGUUCAGAACCGGCCGGACUCCUGUAAGAAGCUGGCCUUGGACAAACCCAUACUCCUGGAACCCAGUCUGGAGAACAAAGAAGCCCUGGUCCCCGCCCCGUCCGACACAAACUCCUCCCAGUUCACAGAGACCGAAGAAUACUGCAUCGAGGUGGUCAACGUCUGA
Knipowitschia caucasica is the source of this 798-nucleotide messenger RNA. The record is from the annotation of a GenBank genome assembly. NCBI's taxonomy places the organism in Eukaryota, Metazoa, Chordata, Actinopteri, Gobiiformes, Gobiidae.